AUGGCAGUGCUCAAGGACGAUCCCGCUGCGCUGGACAAACUGACUCUAUGGAUGGGUAUUAUCUCAACAGUCUAUAUCAUCACUCUCGUCAUGUGUCGAAUAUCGGGCAUUCUCUUUUACGCUCGCCUGAACUCGAUGCCACGAUUUGCACUCUAUUUGCGUUUGACCUUCCUAUUUGUGGUGGUAGCGUUCCUCGUCCAAGUCGUGGUUACGAUUAUUCGAUGCGUUCCAAUUGCCGACAUAUGGAAAAAGAAGGCCAACGGCGAAAGAUGUUUUGGCGUUGCAACAAUAAGCUACAACUCUGCGUUGACGUUAUGCGCAGAUUUGUUGAUUUUGAUUCUACCAACAAACAUUAUUCUCACGGUGAAGGCGACCUUGAGCCGCAAAAUCGUGCUGGGGAUUAUCUUGUGCUUCGGAAUCUUGUGA
Aspergillus melleus is the source of this 426-nucleotide messenger RNA. RefSeq lists its product as uncharacterized. Lineage: Eukaryota; Fungi; Ascomycota; Eurotiomycetes; Eurotiales; Aspergillaceae. The transcript has a single exon. The coding region runs from base 1 to 426 and encodes 141 amino acids. The record is from RefSeq and is a predicted model, not a curated record.